Molecule: messenger RNA, 2524 nt
Organism: Chenopodium quinoa (quinoa)
Lineage: Eukaryota; Viridiplantae; Streptophyta; Magnoliopsida; Caryophyllales; Amaranthaceae
Exons: 7
Coding region: 720-1988 (422 amino acids)
Source: RefSeq, a predicted model, not a curated record
UUAUUUAAAUUUUGAUUAAAGGUAAAAAAAAAAUAAAUAAAUAAAUUAAGGUAGGUAUUACAUACUCAGAAUUCUCAAAAAUCAAAAAAACUAACACUUUCGCUCCACCUUCACGACUGCUCCUCCUUCACCCCUUCACUGCGCGCUCCUCCCUCUCCAUCACCUCUCUUCCUUCUCUGUCGCUGCAUCUCACUCCAUUAAUUGUUGUUUUGGUUUGUUCGAAUUUGGGAUCAGCUUUAGGGGAUUUUUAUCAAAGUUUGAGUCUAAAACCAUAAGGAGAGGGAGCAAGGUUGGAGAUUUCCGGCUUGACAGGUCAACAUUCGCCGCCACUGUUCAGGCUAUCACACUUUAACAUCAGAACUGAUUUUAGAGCUGAAAUUCAGAACUGAUUUCGGAGCUGAAACUCAGAACUGAUUUCAGUGCUGAAAUUCAAAACUGAUUUCAGAGCUGAAAUUCAGAACUGAUUUCAGUGCUGAAAUUCAAAACUGAUUUCAGAGCUGAAUUUCAUAUCUGAAGUUCAGAACUGAAAAUCAGAACUGAAUCAAAACUGAAAUUCAAGACUGAAAAUCAGAACUAAAAUCAAAGUUUUGGAUCCUUUUGAGUUUUGAGUGACGAGAUAGUACUUGACCAAAUCGCUAAUACUUCAACAUUUAAGUUCAAAUCCACAACUUGGAUAGCUACAAAAAUGGAAUUGCACUUCUAGAUCAAGGAGCAUAAAUAUGGUCAUUCAACAAAGUCAAGAGCAAACUUCCUCAAGCCAAGAUGUUGCUUUGCAAGCCACAUCAUCUAAGAAGAGGAGUAGGGGGCCAUCAAAGGCAAUACAAUCAAGUAAGCCUAUGGUGCUUGAAUUCAAUGAUUAUGACUUGCCUACUGGUGAAUGGGAACCCGUUUAUGGAAAACAAAUUGGUGCAUGUGCUAAGAGAUUAGACAUCACUGUGAAUGAGUAUGCAAAAAUAGAUAAAGUGGAUCGGGAAAAUAUAUGGGAGGAGACAAAGCGAAUGUUCCACAUUGAGGAUCCAAGUGGAGAAAGGCAAAAAAGGUUUCAUAGUGCUGUGGCUUCGCGAUUCAGCUGUCACAAGUCGAAUUUAAGGGAACGAUUCAUCACUUUUAAAAACCCAUACCCGGCCACUUCUCCUAAAGCAAAUAUGAAGCCAUGGGAAGUGUAUGAAGGUUACUUUACAGAGGAGAAAUGGAAGAGGUUCGAAAUAUAUAGUAAAUUAGCAGAAUUCAAGGAAAAGAGUGAAAAGGGGAAGGAAAAUGCAAAGCUAAACAAAUGUCGCCAUCACUUGGGUCGAAACAGUUUUCAAAGAGCUCGGAUAAUUUGGAAUAAGCAAAAGAGACUUGAAAAUAGAUUUCCUGCUCUGGUAGAAUCUUCAACUACUGGCAACACUUCCCAGAGCAGUACAUCAACUGGUUCUAUUUUUGAUCGUCGAGCUCUUGAGUGGGUUUUAGCUCAUGAAAAGCGGUUGCCAGAUGGAACAUGGGGCAUCGACCCAAAAGAUACGGAGACUAUUCGAAUUGCCAAUAUAGUUGAAGAGAACUUGCAAAAACAAGCAAAGGAAUCUGAGGAAGGAGAGUGUAAACAAUCAGAGCGAGGCGUUGAUGCCCUUACUUUGGCAUUUGGGAAAAAGGACCAUCGUGGAUUUGUGAAAGGACUUGGUGGAUGUGGGAUUGGUGUCGGCUAUAGAAAAGCAUUUGGCCCGGUAAAAGGUAAAAACAUGUCUAAAAGUGGUUGCUCAUUACAAGAACUAGAUGAAUUUAAAGAGAACUUAACUCGGGAAUUUGAAGAAAAAUUAAAGGAAGGCAUUGCAGCAGCUGUAAAUUCUUAUCUUUCUGAUUUCAUACCACACAUAACUGCUAAUGAUUUGCAAGUAAAUGAUGCUCAACCUUCCCCAUCUUCCUCAAUCAAUCCAACAGAGCUAAGUCCUCGCUUGUUAGAGGUGUUGGAAGAUCAUAUAUCAUGCAAGAUACUGCUCUCAUAUAAUUAAAAGGCACAUUCAAGAGCUGUCAGAUUCUCAGAUAGACCAUAUCAACAUGGAGUAGGUUUGGUGUAUUCUUCUGAUGAUUUAACAUUAAAACCUGAGAUAUAUUAGCAACAAUUGUGACAUGAGCUUGUCAUUGUUGCUCAUUGUUGCUUCUCACAGAUGCUCAUUGUUGCUUAUCACAAUUGACCCUUGGUGUAUUCAUGCUGGUUUGCCAUUUCAUGAUGAGGGUAUUUUAAGUUUGGCAUGAUAUUAGCCAGCUUAGAUUCUUUUUUUCCUUAGUUCAAAGUUCCUCUUGCUUUGUGAUAUAUAUAUAUGCUGCAAAUACAUCAUACUGUGAAUUUUGCGGAGGUUGUCCAUUAAGUACCCCUGCCCCCUUCCCCCCCGCCUGACCCAUAUGUUCCUCCCAAAACCCAUUUGCCAGAGGUCAAUUUAACAAAACAUCAGUUUUUGUACAAAGAAUCUUACCUGCUUUUAUUUCUCAUACUUAUUAGUUGUUAACUAUAGAUUAUGCUUUCAUGUUUCUUACGACGUGAUCAAUU